CAUAGUAACAGUUACAUGAGUACUAAGUGACUGGUUCUGAACAUGUUUUGUGCUAUCUGUCUCAGAUUCAGGGUAAUUAAGGAAGUAGGCGAUGGGACUUUUGGAAAUGUUUGGCGAGCAAUCGAUAAGCAGAGCGGCGAAGUUGUUGCAAUUAAGAAAAUGAAGAAGAAGUAUUAUUCAUGGGAAGAGUGCAUGAAUCUUCGAGAAGUAAAGUCUCUGCGCAGGAUGAACCAUCCCAAUAUAGUGAAGCUCAAGGAGGUUAUAAGAGAGAAUGAUAUUUUAUUCUUUGUCUUUGAAUAUAUGGAAUGCAAUCUCUACCAGCUGAUGAAGGAUAGAGAUAAGCUUUUCGCCGAGUCAGAAAUCAGGAACUGGUGCUUUCAAAUAUUUCAGGCUUUGGCUUAUGUGCACCAGCAUGGCUAUUUCCACCGCGACCUUAAGCCUGAAAAUUUGCUGUGUACAAAAGAUGUCAUUAAACUAGCUGAUUUUGGCCUUGCUCGCGAAAUUUCUUCACAGCCACCAUACACGGAUUAUGUGUCAACUCGUUGGUACAGAGCGCCCGAGAUUUUGCUCCAGUCUGCUGUAUAUGGCUCUGCUGUUGACAUGUGGGCAAUGGGUGCUAUUAUGGCUGAACUAUUCACACUUUCUCCUCUUUUUCCUGGUUCAAGUGAAGUAGACGAGCUUUACAAAAUUUGCAGUGUUAUUGGGACCCCAAAUCAAAAUUCCUGGUCUGAAGGACUGAACCUUGCAAAUGCUCUCAAAUAUCAAUUUCCACAGUUUGGUGGCAUGCAUCUCUCAUUGCUCGUUCCCACAGCUAGUGCGGAUGCAAUCAGCCUCAUUUCAUCACUUUGUUCCUGGAAUCCAUACAAGAGACCCACUGCAGCAGAAGCUCUCCAACAUCCUUUCUUCCAGAGCUGCUUUUACAUCCCACCAUCACUUCGCCCUAAAGCAUUUGGGAUGCCGAAGACUCCCCCAUCUGUUGGAGUUAAAGGGGCUCUGGAGCAUCAGAAAAGUUCUAGGAAAGCUUCUGUUGAGACUUUCUAUAAUGCCAAAUCUUCUAGCAAUUUCUCAUCCCCACAUGUUCCUGUUGCAUCAUUAAAGACAGGCGUGCAGCGAAAACUGGAGAUGAAUUAUGAUGAUUAUGAGAGAAAUGAGAAAAGAAUGCAGAACAAUCUGAAACAACCCCCCUAUGUACCCCCACCAAGAAACAAUCCAGGAUAUAUGGGGAGAAACAACACUCGCAAGACAUGGGAUAUUCCUGACGAGAAGCUUGCCCACUCUAGAGGCCCCUAUUACAACAAAGUUUCAAACAUCGCUGACAACUUCACCCAACUGAAAGUAAGCUCUGUUCCACAAAACCUGUCGAGGCCACCACCACUAGCUGGAGGUUUGCAGUUUGGCCGAUCUUAUGAUAGCCCAUUCGCCAGGAGUUAUCCUCGGAAGGUUGCAGGCUGAGAGUUUUAAGAGAUGCUGCCGCUUCUUCAUGCUGUUGCCAAUAAAUAACUGCUUUCUGUUAUGUGUUCUCAAGUAAAUAAUCCAACUCUUGGAGAUGCUACUGAUGCGUGUAUUUCGAUGAGUGUUCUACUGCUUGUUUAAGAUGUUGAUUACGUUAGUGUACCGCUUUAAAAUAAUGAAGUUUGCAUUUGUUC
Molecule: messenger RNA, 1646 nt
Organism: Asparagus officinalis (garden asparagus)
Lineage: Eukaryota; Viridiplantae; Streptophyta; Magnoliopsida; Asparagales; Asparagaceae
Product: cyclin-dependent kinase F-4-like
Exons: 15
Coding region: 43-1452 (469 amino acids)
Biological process (GO): protein phosphorylation; intracellular signal transduction
Cellular component (GO): nucleus; cytoplasm
Molecular function (GO): ATP binding; protein serine/threonine kinase activity
Source: RefSeq, a predicted model, not a curated record